CACACACAGAGCAGACAAAGACACACGCGCACACACUCGUGCGCAGCAGUCAGUUCAGCACCGCGACGUUUGAUACUUGACUCCAUUUCAGACUUUACGCGCCGAGUGCACACAUUUAAAGUUGCACAAAAGGAUUGUACCGACUGGAGCAGGUUUGUAGAAAAUGUAAUCGUAGCGAGAGCACCUUUACUUGCGUCUUUUCGACUCCUUUCUGUACGCGCGGUAGAGCGCGAUGGGCAAAGCUGUCCGAGGCUCGGUGUUGGCUCGCUGUACCGUCUGAGCGCGUUAUGAACGGGGUGCGAGCGGAAGACCCGGAGAGCGGCGGCGCGCAGGAUCACUACGGCAGCGUGGCGUACGACACGGCGCUCAGCACGCUGUUGGCCGUGGCUGUGUACGUGGUAGUGAAAGGGAGCGUGGACGGGCUGCGGCAGUGGCGGGCGCGCAUCUCGUUGCUGGUGGUGGGCUCCGGGCCGGUGGGGCUAACGGCGGCGCUGGUUGCUGUCCGCAGCGGUAAGGUCCUGAAGCUCACCGUGUUGGACGAGCGCACACGCAGCGCACUACUCUGCCGGCCGCAGCAGAUUGCCCUGGACCCCUGCAGUGUGCGCUUUCUGCUCAGUCUCGGAGUGGACUUCGAUAACAUGGAGGGCUGUUGGCACAACGAGCACUUCUUUACGCGGAUCGGCGUGUUUCAGGAGUAUCUGCUCAGCGUGCUGGAGCAAAAGAAGCAGAAAGUCGACGUGAGAGUCCACUUAGGCACUAAGUUCACAGAUGAGUAUCUGAGGAGGAUCCCUAGUGGCGAACGGCCCCGAAUCAUUGUAGUGGCUGACGGCUCUUGUGGUGACUCCUGCUCUGUACUGGGAAUCAGUUCAGAGUACAUAGUAGAGUCCUGUCAUGCCUACGGAGCCAAUGCCACGAUAGAGAGGCUGGACCAAAGGCAGGUCCCAACACCAGAGAUCAGGGCUCACAGCCUGUACUUUGACCUUUCAGCAUACGGCAUUGACGCUACUAAAGAACCUCGCAACUCUUCUCAAACCUCAGCCAAACCUGGUUUUCACCUGAAGAUCUAUGGAACAUUUAGAAACCGAUACAUGGCCCUGGCCUGCACAUCUGCAGAUUCGAAAAUGCUGCGUUUCCUGCGUCACACGGCCAACUCCUCGAUAAUGAAGAACAUCUUUCACCAAUCCUUCAAUGCUUAUAAGACAGAUAUCGAGCCCCGCGUGAGUGAGCUGACUCUGCACCGCAUGCAGUGCAGCCGCAGGCUCUUCGAGAUCAUGCUGUCUCACCGACGCAUCAGUGCAGCCUACAUUGAGGGUGACAAUGUGGCCGUCACUGUGGAAGGAGAGGCAGCCCGCAUGCUAAACUUUGAUACCGGUUGCGGUGUGAACCUUGGCAUGAGAGGCUUGGAGUCUUUGGGGCUGUUUAUUUACAAAACUGCCACUGCACAGGAUCAGAAUGAUGUGUUCGAAGCCCUUUCAGCCAAAAUCCAUCACUCCAAACAUGUGGCCGAGACCUUCAGACAAACUGGAUUGACUGCAGCUAUGUUUGAAUGAACGGAUGUGUGAGAAUUAGACAUCGUCUCUAAAGGCUUAUAAACAUCAUGAGUAAAGUGAAGUGCAUUGUCCAGCUUUCAUUGUAAUAAGAAUGUUAAGUGAUAAAAAUGCUCAAAGGAACCAAAGUGUGUAUACAAGCUUUAGCUCAGUGAAGAGUGAAAUAAGAUUCCUUUAAUGUCAGCAAUGUGUGUUGUAUGGAACAGAAAAACCUUCGCAAUAUUACAGUAACUUAAGCUUAAAUUUAAGAUUAGGUUCACACACAGUACAUGUCUAUGCUUAGUAUUAAAUACCAUAUUUUUUCAAAUUGAACGUUUAUUCACAUUUGUUUUGAUCACCAUGCAGCUGGUUGCACUGAUGCUUGCAAUUUUAUAAUUUGUGGCUGGGAAAAACUUUUCAGACCUACAUCAUGCCAACAUUACUGCUUUCUGCUUUCUAACAGGAUCGCUCAGGAGAAAAUAAAAAAUCAGGAUUGAAAAAAAGAUUACAUCAUUAAUCAAAGUAACUGUGUAAAGAUUCAUUCAAGAAACCACAAAUACAUACAUUUCAAAUCCUUGGGAUAUUUUGUAUGUAUAAAUUGGGUUGUCUUUAGAUUUGUAAUGUUUGUUAAUAAAAAUGAAACCUGCAUCUUUCAAA
Molecule: messenger RNA, 2183 nt
Organism: Tachysurus vachellii
Lineage: Eukaryota; Metazoa; Chordata; Actinopteri; Siluriformes; Bagridae
Exons: 5
Coding region: 288-1550 (420 amino acids)
Source: RefSeq, a predicted model, not a curated record